AUGGAUCCCAUCGACCCCAGCCUUCGAGAGCAAUACUUUACUCAAGCACAAGGAUACUCCGAGGGUCAGACAUCUCCAGCCUCCGUCGGUGACUUGGGCCAGGACUUUUACACGUACGGGCAUACGUCCAGCCCAGACAAUCACGGGGGUAUAUUAUCGGCUACAAGCACACCGCCGGGUCAGUCUACACAGCCUACAGAGGGAUACGCAGCAGGUCCUACUGGGGUUCUGGCAUAUGCUGGCCAUCACAACCCAGACUCGUUUCACCCGUUCCAAAGCUCGUUCAUGCCGACAGCCAUCCACGGAACUCAAGGCCACUCGACUGCGGCAUACCAGUUCGGCGGAUCGCCACCACACACGUCCACGGCAAGUGAGCAAGGCGGUAUGCAGCCUGCGGAAGAACACGGUCACGGUACUUUUGCAUUCUUGGAGAAUCAGACUCAGAGUUCUCCACCGCUGGCAGAAUGCCACGUUAGUUCAACGGGCAGCGAUGGCUACACCGUGGCGAUAGCUCGCGGCCAGGUGUCGGAGUACGCCUGUUCAAACUGUGAGGAGACACUGCGCAACAGCGCCGAGCUCAAAAGCCACAAGAAAGUGUGCAAGGCAAACUUCCCUUGUCUCCUCCAGUUCGCCAAGUGCCAAACGACAUUUACCGGGACGAAUGAAUGGAAGAGGCACAUGAAGAGCAUACAUUUUGCCACGGAAAUCUGGGUCUGUACCCUCGGCGCCUGCUCCAUGGUUCAAGAGCCAUUGGCGAUUCCACGCUCACGGGCAUGGAACAAGCUCCGGAAGCCUAUUCCGGAGAACGGACGCAGGUUUACCCGCCUUGACUCGUACAAGACCCAUGUUGACCUCAACCAUCGCGACCUGCUGUCUGUCAUGCCGCCAAGGUCGCAGAAGAAGCUAUCCCCAGAACAGGUGCAGGAAAUCGUCUACAACGAGCCGACAGACAAUCCCGUAGGCUCGCCCGUCCCGCCGGUCAUGUACUGCUUCGCGCCCGGCUGCGACGAGUCCUUUGUGGCUUCGUACGAGGGCGACGUGGACCACUGCAACGGGUUCCUCAACCACAUGUCGGCGGCUCACCUCCGCGGGGGCGCUCCCGUGCCCGACCGGACUCACCCCAGGGGCAAGUGGAUGUUUGACUAUGGCUCCGCCAACGGGUUCCUGCAGGCGGGACGUGACGGGGCCGUCGAGGUGUGCAUGCCGUACGGCAAGUCCAACAACAAGUGCAAGGCGGGUGUGCGGACCGCCCAGCCAUGCGCGGGUCCAUCCAAGCGUAGGAACUGA
Purpureocillium lilacinum is the source of this 1287-nucleotide messenger RNA. RefSeq lists its product as uncharacterized. Gene Ontology annotation, molecular function: DNA-binding transcription factor activity. Lineage: Eukaryota; Fungi; Ascomycota; Sordariomycetes; Hypocreales; Ophiocordycipitaceae. The record is from RefSeq and is a predicted model, not a curated record.